Nothoprocta perdicaria is the source of this 8041-nucleotide messenger RNA. RefSeq names its product dystonin-like. Lineage: Eukaryota; Metazoa; Chordata; Aves; Tinamiformes; Tinamidae. The coding region runs from base 1 to 7992 and encodes 2663 amino acids. Gene Ontology annotation, cellular component: intercalated disc; plasma membrane; cytoplasm. The record is from RefSeq and is a predicted model, not a curated record. The transcript has 24 exons. Gene Ontology annotation, biological process: cell-cell adhesion; wound healing; intermediate filament cytoskeleton organization. Gene Ontology annotation, molecular function: structural molecule activity; protein binding.
AUGAACAGCAGUAGUUACAGCUAUCACAGCAGUGAUUCGCUGUUCAGCAGCAGCACUGGGGCUCGAACCAGCACCGACUCCAAUGAGAAUUUCCUUUCUGUGAAUUGUGGCCCUACACUGGUUAAAUCUUGUAUAAGCUUUGGCAAUGGCACCUUAAAUGGAACUAGGUUGGAGAUGCUGCAGCAGAUCGCAAACCGAAUUCAGCGGGACAGCCUGAGCUGUGAGGACAAGCUGAUCCUUGCCCGGAACGCUCUGCAGUCUGAUGCCAAGCGUUUAGAAUCAGGACUGCAGUUCCAAAAUGAGGCAGAGAUAGCUGGGUAUCUUCUUGAAUCUGAGAACCUGCUCCGGCAGCAAGUCAUCGAUGCCCAGAUCCUUAUCGAUGGAAAAUACUAUCAAGCAGACCAGCUUGUGCAGAGGGUUGCAAAACUUCGUGAUGAACUGGUGGCUAUAAGGGCUGAAUGCUCUUCCGUGUACAACAAGGGGCACGCGCUGACAACAGAGCAGACAAAGCUGAUGAUAUCGGGCAUAACUGAGAGCUUAAACUCGGGAUUUACCACAAGCCUAACGCCAGAAUUAAGUGCUGCAAUGAGCCAAGGCUUGACACCUUCUUUGACGUCCUCCAGCCUGACGUCUGGCCUUUCGUCGGGCCUGGCUUCCAGGCUGACGCCGGCCGUCACUCCGGCCUUUGCUCCGGGCCUCCCACCRCGGUUAGUUCCAAGUUACGUGACGGGAGUAGAUGGAGGGACUCUGCAAACAGUCAAACUGACACAAAUCAGAAAACCUCUGAUGAAAUCAGCUUUUGUGGAUCAGAAUUUAACAGAAGAAGAAGUCAACAUGAAAUUUGUCCAGGACCUCCUAAGCUGGGUGGAAGAAAUGCAGAUGCAACUUGAUCGAGCAGAGUGGGGUUCAGAUUUGCCAAGUGUUGAAAGCCAUUUAGAAAACCACAAAAACGUCCACAAAGCGAUUGAGGAAUUUGAAUCUAGCCUUAAAGAAGCAAAAAUCAGUGAGAUCCAAAUGACAGCCCCUCUUAAACUCAGUUAUGCAGAAAAAUUGCACAAACUGGAGAGUCAGUAUGCAAAACUGCUGAACACUUCAAGAAAUCAGGAGAGGCACCUGGAUACUCUUCACAGCUUUGUGUCCCGUGCUACUAGGGAGCUGAUCUGGCUCAAUGAAAAAGAAGAGGAAGAGGUUGCGUACGACUGGAGCGACAGGAACACCAACAUAGCAAGGAAAAAGGAAUACCAUGCAGAAUUAAUGAGAGAACUCGAUCAAAAAGAAGAAGUCAUUAAAUCAGUUCAAGAAAUCGCUGAACAAUUGCUUCUGGAAAAUCACCCAGCCAGGCUCACCAUUGAGGCCUAUAGAGCUGCCAUGCAGACACAGUGGAGCUGGAUUCUGCAGCUCUGUCAUUGUGUUGAACAACAUUUGAGAGAAAAUGCUGCGUAUUUCGAGUUUUUCAAUGAUGCCAGAGAGGCCAUGGACUAUUUAAAGAACCUAAAGGAUGCCAUAUACAGAAAAUACAGUUGUGAUAGAUCCAGCAGCCUUCAUAGACUGGAAGACCUUGUCCAGGAAUCAAUGGAAGAAAAAGAGCAGCUCUUACAGUAUAAGAGCACAGUAGCCGGCCUUGUGGGAAGAGCAAAGGCAAUAAUUCAGCUGAAGCCAAGGAAUCCRGACUGUCUACUCAAAACCUCCAUCCCAAUUAAAGCCAUUUGUGACUAUAGACAAAUUGAGAUAACUAUUUACAAAGACGAUGAAUGUGUGUUAGCCAACAACUCCCAUCGUGCUAAGUGGAAGGUCAUUAGUCCGAGUGGCAACGAAGCCAUGGUUCCAUCUGUAUGCUUCACAGUUCCUGCACCMAACAAAGAAGCAAUAGAUACAGCCAACAGGAUCGAGCAGCAGUUUCAGAACGUGCUGGCCCUUUGGCACGACUCGCACGUGGACAUGAAGAGCGUGGUGGCGUGGCGCUACCUGACGAGCGCCAUCGAGGCGGUGCGCGCGGGCAACGUGGCCUCGAUAAAAACCAUGUUGCCCGGUGAACACCAGCAGGUCUUGAGCAAUCUGCAGUCCCGCUUUGAUGACUUUGUGGAGGACAGCCGGGAGUCCAGGAUCUUUACGAGCUCCGAUACAGCCCAGCUGGAAAGGGAGGUGAAUGUUUGCAAGCAGUACUAUGAGGAGCUUCUGAAAUCUGCAGAAAGAGAGGAGCACGAGGAAUCUAUUUACAAUCUUUACAUCUCAGAAGUCAGAAAUAUCAGACUUCGCCUGGAGAGCUGUGAGGAGCGGCUGAUCCGGCAGAUCAGAACCCCUAUGGAAAGGGAUGAUCUACACGAAAGUGUGUUUAGGAUUUCGGAGCAAGAGAAAUUGAAGAAAGAGCUGGAUCGACUCAAAGAGGACUUGGGAGUGAUCACGGAUAAAUGCGAGGAGUUUUUCAGCCAAGCUGCAGGUUUACCUUCAGUCCCAACUCUGCGCUCCGAACUCAAUGUGGUCAUUCAGAAUAUGAACCAAGUUUAUUCCAUGUCUUCCAUUUACAUAGAUAAAUUAAAAACUGUAAAUUUGGUACUUAAGAACACCCAAGGAGCGGAAUCACUGGUAAAGCUUUAUGAAACUAAGCUCUGCGAAGAAGAAGCAGUGACUGCUGACAAAAAUAAUAUUGAGAAUUUAAUGGGCACAUUGAAGCAAUGGAGAUCUGAAGUAGAUGAGAAGAGAGAAGUAUUCCAUGCCUUAGAGGAUGAGCUACAGAAGGCCAAGAUGAUCAGCGAUCAGAUGUUUAAAAUGCACAAGGAACGUGAUCUUGACUUUGACUGGCAUAAAGAAAAAGUUGAUCAGUUAGCUGAGAGGUGGCAAAAUAUUCAUUCUCAAAUUGAAAACAGGCUGCGUGACUUAGAAGGUAUUAAUAAAUCUCUAAAAUACUACAAAGAUACCUACAAUUCAUUGGAUACUUGGAUUCAGCAAGUGGAAGAUACUCAGAGAAAGAUUCAAGAAAUCCAUCCAGAAAAUAGCAAAGCGCUGGCUAAGCAACUCAACCAGCAUAAGAUGUUGGUUUCUGAGAUUGAAAUGAAGCAAAGCAAGAUAGAUGAAUGCCAGAAAUACUCUGAGCAGUACUCGGCUGCUGUGAAGGACUAUGAGUUGCAGACUAUGACCUACAGAGCUAUGGUCGACUCGCAGCAGAAGUCUCCAGUGAAGCGCCGAAGAAUGCAAAGCUCCUCAGACUUCAUUAUUCAAGAGUUCAUGGACCUACGGACUCGCUAUACUGCCCUAGUGACCCUCAUGACCCAGUACAUUAAGUUUGCAGGCGACUCUCUGAAAAGACUGGAAGAAGAGGAGAUUUUAAAGGAUAAGGAAGCCUCAGUGCGGGAAGCAUAUUCAGAUCUAAUGGCACAGCAGAAGAGCACCACUGAUGAGAACAGGAAACUCGUAGGAAAGAUAAAAGCACUUGAGGAGACGUUGGAGGAUGUGAAGAAACAAAAAUUCCAGACGGAACAGGAACUCCCUAAGCUGAGGGAAGCUGCUGAAAGGGAGCAGCAGAAGCUGCGAAGGGAGAUGCAGGAGCUCUGCCUGCAGAAGAACAAAGCAGAGCAAGAGGCACAACAGUGUCGUACGGACCGAGAGGGCCUCGAGAAAGAGAGAGCAGAGGCAAAGCAGGAGUUGGAGCGUGUGAAGCAGCUCAUUUUCCAGGCAGACACCCAGAGGAGUGUGUUGGAAGAAAACCUCCGGGCUUUCCGAAAUCAGCUAGAGGAAAGCACCUUUACUAGAAGAAACCUUGAGGAGCAUCUGAGAAGAAAAGACACAAAUCUUCAUGAUUUAGAGCACCAAAAAAAGUGCUUAAUGCAGGAGCUGAAGAAAAAAAACGAAGGAGAAGAGAAGCUCAUGAAAAUAAUAAAGCAAAUGGAACAAGAUCUUGAAUUUAAAGGAUAUUUGUCGGAAAUAAGGUUGAAAGAAAAGGAGAAGACUGAAGCUAGAAGAAAGGUUGUUGAAGGCAGGUAUUCUGUAACUAGAGAAACUGUCCUGCCUACUUACAGCCAGUGUAGGACUGACUCUGAAAUUGCAGGUUUCCAGAAUAAACAAGAAGCAAAGAAAGUAGAAGAGCUGAAACAGAAGAUAGACGAGCUAAGUCUUGCCAACAGAAAAGCUGAUAAAACCAUUAAAGACCUGAAAUAUGAACUGAAUGCAAUUGAGCUUCAGAAAUCAUCAGCAGAAGAAAAGUCUAACUUAUUAAAAGAAAAAUUAGAUGAAGCCAACAGUGCACUUAAGUGCCUAAAAAUUAAGUUGGAGGACAGAGACCAAGUAGAGCAGGGAUAUUUGCAACAGCUGAGAGAGCUGGAGAAGCAGCUGCACAGAACAACAGAUAGAGCUGAUGAGGUGAUGCAAGAAGCUACAGAUCUUAAGAAAAUUAAGAUGAACUAUCAGGAGGAGCUGAAAUCUGCCCAGCAGGAAAAGACGCAACUGAAAAGAGAAAUAGAGGAAUUAAAUAGAUUGCAGGCCAAAAGUGAAAUCACGAUAAGGCAGCUAAAUUCACAAAUCAGUUCACUUCAGAAAGAGAAGGUGGCAGCUGAAUACAGAACACAGUCGUGCAAAGGAGAAGCGAGCAAUCUUCAAGAGCAAUAUAAGAACCUUCAGGAGCAACUGCUUCAAAAAACAAAAGCAGAGAAGGAAAACCAGCAGGAAAUUCUGAUGCUGAAAGAUAAGUUAGUCAAAAGCACCCAGGCAUCCGAAACAUCGAAGCAAAAGAUAGAGGAGCUUAAUAAAUGGAAUACUGACACCAAACUACUCAUGAAACAAAUUCAGAUGGAGUCAGAGAAGAUCAAUCUGGAAAAGCAAAGUAUUCAGAGGAAAAACGAUGCAUUGAAAACACUAGCAGAUGGUUUCAAAGAGCAACUGCGCACGACGAACGAACAGUUGCACAAGCAAACAAUAAUCGAGCAAGAGUUCAUAUGUAAGGUCAAAAGCCUGGAGGAUGAGCUAGCAAAAACGAAAGCCUUGGUCAGCGAAUACAAACAAAAUUAUGAUAAGCAAAAUGCUUCCACCCUAACCAUUAGCCUGGAGGUUAAAAAUCUAAAUGCACAAGUGAAUGCUCUAACUAUGGAAAAGACAGUGAACGAGCAGAAAAUACAACUGCAGCAAGCUCACGUUCAAGAGCUAACCAGUAAACUUAGAAAAUUACAGGAUGAACUCCACCAGAAGACCCUGGAUGAACAAACGGCACGUAAAAAGAUGGUUCUGUUUCAGGAAGAAUCCAUUAAGUUUAAACACUCUGCAGAGGAAUUUAGGAAAAAAGUUGAAAAAUUACUCGAAUCCCAUAGUAUCACAGAGAAAGACAUUUCUGGCAUAAAGCUGGAAUGUGUCGCUCUUCAGCAGGAAAAGAACAUGGCUGAGGAAAACAUCAUGUUGUACAAGAUGCAAAUUGAAGAGCUGCAAGAAAGGCUCAAGAGCUGCCGUGAGCAGCUGCAGCAGGGCAAGCAGGCCGAAAUGGACUGGCUCCAGAAGCGCAGGAAGCUCGAGGAGGAGCUGGAGCUGCAGAAGCGCGUGGUUGAGAACCUGAAACAGAAGAUGGACCUGCAGCCCCGGGAGGGCGAGCAAAGGUUUCUUUCGUUUCAGAAUGAAAUCCAGCAAAAGCACGAUACCAAAGAUUCCGGGUUUAAAUUGAGCUGUGAGAGGAAAGGAAAUGAUUUUAGUUACCUGAAUGAGCCCUCGGCCAGGGAUUUUGAGCAGCUCCAUGUGCACGCAAAGCCUGGGUCACCCCUGUUAAGGCAGAAACAAGAGAGAGCAGGUUUUAAAUCUGGUCAAACAGAGGAAAACACAGUGUACGUGAGCACUGAUGAUGCGGUACCGAGAGAGGUGCAGUUCCAGAUGUCAAGAAUCAACCAAACCCUGGAAGAGGAUGCGAGUCCCCAGUCCUUCACGGAGUUUGUGUCUCAGACAAGCACGCAGUUCCAGAUCACUUUUGACAAGGCCAGCCAAAUUACUGGCAUCUCAGAAAUAGACAAGCGGAGAGACAUAAACCUCCACAGCUCCAGGCAAACUGUUAGAUGUGGAGAAGACAUGAAGCAUGAAUUAGGAUUAGUAAAACUGCAUCCCUUGGAGAGAGUGAAGAACAAGCAGUAUGACAUGCAUGUUGAAGUUACAACAUUAAAACAAGAAAAUGACAAGACUUUUGGUAACGAAGAGAGAAUGUUUGAGGGAUGCAAAACAUCUGAAGGGUUUAGGAGAGAAGACUUUGCAAACAUGAGUUCUUUCGUAGGGGAAGAGAUUCUGAAAGCUGUCCAUGAUGCUACUCAGCUGGAAUAUUUUAUGGGGGAGGGUGCUGAUAUUAAGUUUCAGGGUCUCAGGCAUGAUGUAACAGCCAGACAGUUAGCUGAAGUUAAACUUCUGGACAGGCUCACUGUUGAGCAGCUCUCUUCAGGGCAGAAGACUAUCGAUGAGGUUCAGAAAAGUCUGGAAAACUUUCUAACCAAGCCUACAGCGAUAGCUGGACUGUACCUUGAAUCCAGCAAAGAAAUUCUCUCUUUUGCUGUAGCUGCAAAGAGGAAAAUCAUAGGAAAAGCAUUAGCAUUAGCGUUUUUGGAAGCCCAGGCAGCUACUGGUUUCAUCAUUGACCCCACCACAGGUCAGAAAUUCUCUGUCGAUGAGUCACUUGCUAGAGGGCUUGCAGAUACCGAAUUCCGGAGUAGAUUGCUCGAGGCAGAAAAGGCUGUUUUGGGAUAUUAUUGUUCUGGUAAAUUAAUAUCUGUGUAUCAGGCUAUGGAAGCUAGACUUCUAGAAAGGCAAAAAGGCAAAAAUAUCCUUGAGGCCCAAAUUGCAAGUGGAGGAGUCAUUGAUCCCGUAAGAAGUGUCCGUGUCCCUCCAGAAAUCGCCGUGCAGCUUGGCUUGAUUAGUAACACAGUUUUAAAAUUCUUGUACGAACCUUCUAGCAAUGCAAAAUGCUUCCACAAUCCCAAUGACAGGAAAGCUAUGUACUACUGUGAUCUGCUGAAAAUGUGCGUGUUCAGUGUGAACAGUAAAUGCUUUCUCCUUCCAGUGGGGGAAAGGAAAAUAAGCAGCCCAUCAGCAGAUAAAAGUCAUAAAAUUUCUGUCGUAGACAUCAAAAAAGGGGCUGAAAUGACCUCGUAUGAGGCUUACCAAAAAAACUGUGUUGAUAAAGCCACGUAUCUUGAACUUUCAAAGCAGGAAUUUGAUUGGAAAGAGUCUACAUGUUUUGAUUCCGAAGGGAAUUCUUUUCUUUUACUUACUGAUCUUAAAACUGGCGUACAGUUUAAUAUUGAGGAGGCCUUAAAACAGGGUAGAAUUGAGCAAGCAUUAGUUGAUCGAUACAAGGAAGGUCUCAUCACAGCCAUUGAGUUUGGUGACAUUUUAGCUAGCAGCUCUCAAACAAAUAAAGACCUAAGCAGUCCCAUCGCAGGGUUUUGGCUUUCUGAAACCAAUGAAAGAAUUCCAGUUUUAAAGGCCUCACGCAAAAACCUGGUAGACAGAAUUACUGCCCUCCGGUGUCUCGAGGCUCAGAUCAGUACAGGGGGCAUAAUCGAUCCGUUUACUGGGAAGAGGUACAGCAUUUCAGAAGCUUUGCAGCGGGAAUUAAUAGAUGAUGGUUGUGCCAAGCAAAUUCAGCAGUGUGAGCUGGUCUUUACUGGGAUCAUUCACCCUGUGAGGAAGACGGCUAUGUCAGCUAUCGAAGCGAUGAAUGUCAAUGUCCUGGACAAGGAAACGGGUGGCCGCUGCCUCCAGUACCAGUACUUGACUGGCGGCCUGAUAGAUCCAAAAUCUCAUUCCAGGUUAUCCAUGGAAGAGGCCAUUAAGAAUGGUGUUAUUGAUUCUAUCACGGCUACAAAACUGAAAGAUGAAAAAUUAUAUGCUAAAUUUAUAACAUGCCCCAAAACGAAGAAGAAGUUGACCUACAAGGAGGCUUUGGAGAGAGCCGUUUUUGACUGUCACACUGGGCUGCGCCUCUUGGAAGCUGCUCAGCCCUUGAAGGCAGGAAUUUCCAGUCUUUACUAUGCCUCAUAGUGGAGCAAAGACAGUGAGACUCAUGCCAGGGCCCCGUCUGAAAUCUGUU